Molecule: messenger RNA, 1625 nt
Organism: Ailuropoda melanoleuca (giant panda)
Lineage: Eukaryota; Metazoa; Chordata; Mammalia; Carnivora; Ursidae
Gene: LIPI
Product: lipase I
Exons: 11
Coding region: 353-1588 (411 amino acids)
Biological process (GO): lipid catabolic process
Molecular function (GO): glycerophospholipase activity
Source: RefSeq, a predicted model, not a curated record
UAGCCGGCCGGCGACAGGAGCGCGCGCGCUGGGGGCGGGGCGAGGCUGCGGGGCCACGCCCCCCAGAGGCUUGCGGGGCCGCCCACCGCACAGUCAUGCUGCCCCGGAUCUCUCCGGGACCCUAGAAGAUUCAACCCACACAGCAUCUCCUACAAGGCUUCCCUGAACUCUGCACCCUAGAUUGGCUGGCUGCCCUGCUGUGUGGUGCCAUGGUUCCAUAGAUACACCUUUUUCAAGCCCUCCUCACUGUGAAUUGCUAUAGGAGAAUAAAAGAUUAUGCCUUGAAUUCUCUCAGCUAAGUAUAAAGGAUUCCUUCAAAGAUUUGUUUGUUCCCCAAACGGAGAUUUUCUUGAUGUUGUAUACAAGGAACAACCUCAACUGUGCUGAGCCACUGUUUGAGCAGAGUAACUCACUUAAUGUGAAUUUCAGUAUAAGCAAGAAGACAGUCUGGCUUAUUCAUGGUUACAGACCAACGGGCUCUGCUCCCUCAUGGCUUCAGCGCUUCCUAAGGAUUUUGUUGAAUCAAGACGAUAUAAAUAUAAUUGUAGUAGACUGGAACCGGGGUGCUACAACUUUUCUUUACAACAGAGCAGUUAAAAACACCAGAAAAGUCGCCAUGAGUUUGAGUGGGUACAUUCGGAAUCUUUUGAAGCAUGGAGCGUCUCUUGAUAAUUUUCAUUUCAUAGGUAUAAGCUUAGGGGCUCAUAUUAGUGGAUUUGUUGGAAAGAUAUUUCAAGGUCAACUUGGAAGAAUAACAGGUCUUGACCCUGCUGGGCCAAAAUUCUCUGGAAAAUCAUUUAAUGACAGAUUAGAUCACACUGAUGCCAAGUUUGUGGAUGUCAUCCAUUCUGACACCAAUGGUUUAGGCAUUAAAGAACCCUUGGGACAUAUAGAUUUUUAUCCAAAUGGAGGAAAAACGCAACCUGGCUGUCCUAAGUCCAUUUUAUCAGGAAUUAAAUUUAUUAAAUGCGACCACCAGAGAGCAGUUUACUUGUUCAUGGCCUCUUUGGAAACAAACUGCAAUUUUAUUUCAUUUCCUUGUCCUUCAUAUGAAGAUUUUAAAGCUGGCUCAUGUGUAGACUGUGACAAGUUCAGUGAAAAAUCAUGCCCUAGGCUAGGUUAUCAAGCUGAGCUAUGGAAAGAUGUUUUAAAAGUAAGAAGAGAAGAGACCACUGUGUUUUUAGAUACUGCUGGCACAAGUCCAUUCUGUGCCUAUUAUUUUGUUCUCACUGUAACUGUUUUGGAUGACACUCUGGAGGAUGGCUAUAUUACAUUUAAAUUAUUAAACCAGCUUGGAAUGGUUGAAGAGCCAAGGCUAUAUGAGAAGAAGAGAUCAUUUAAUGAGCUCCAAGAAGUCAAGAUUCUUGCUCAAUUUUUAAAUGAUGUUGUAAAUAUUUCAAGCAUUGGUUUGGCAUAUUCUCAGGGCUCAAAUUUGCAGUGUUUCACAGGCAGAUACAACAUCCAACGUAUCAUGUUACAAUCACUUACAUAUCCAGAAAGACCACCACUUUGCAUAUACAAUUUUGUACUUAAAGAAGAUAAGGAAGUAUUUCUUAGUCCAAGCACAUGCACAUCAAAGAAAAUAUAAAAUGUCUUCUUCCAUCAAAUAAAAAAACUUGUGUGUG